GACCUAAGCUAGAUCAGAUAUAUAGCAUACAUACAUGUAAGCCUUCUUCUUCUUCUUCUUGUUCUGUUUUAUAAUUUGAAUCAAUUGGAUCGAUCGGUAUGAUCGAUUGAUCGGUUUCCCUUCCUUGUUCAAUCCAGAUCAUGGCGGUUAUGGAGAAUGGCGGAAUCGAUAGCGUCUCAUCAAAUCAGUCAGAUUCAAACAAAGAUAAGAUUUCAAAGUCAGACGACGACGAUGAUGAUGAUAUAUUGAGCGAAGAAUUAGAAGAUAAUCAACAAAAGAAGAAGCAGGACAAUGGAUGUCUGACAGUAGUCGAUGAUGAUUUUAGGAAAGAGUUGAGAGAAUUAGAAGAAAUGUUGUCUAAACUGAAUCCAAUGGCAGCUGAAUUUGUGCCACCGUCGCUAACAAAUCAUCAUUAUCAAUAUCUUCAGACUGGUGCACAAUAUCAUCCAUCUUUUCUGAUACGAACUAAUUAUAAUCCUAUGAUUUUCAAUACAAAUACUACUGUCAAACGGAAGAAGAAUGGGAAAAGGAUGAUGAACAGCCGAACCAGUAAUGCUCAAGAAGAAGAAGUUAUAAAGAGGACAGUGUAUGUUUCAGAUAUUGAUCAUCAGGUUACUGAAGAACAGCUUGCAAUGCUCUUUCUUACAUGUGGACAGGUGGUAGACUGCCGUAUAUGUGGUGACCCAAAUUCUGUUCUACGUUUUGCGUUUGUUGAAUUCACUGAUGAAGAAGGUGCAAGGAAUGCUUUGAAUAUGGGUGGAACCAUGCUUGGAUAUUACCCAGUUAGAAUUCUGCCUUCUAAAACUGCAAUUGCACCGGUUAAUCCAACCUUCUUGCCUCAAUGUGAAGAUGAAAGAGAGAUGUGUGCAAGGACUAUAUACUGUACUAACAUUGAUAAGAAGAUUACUCAGACAGAUGUUAAAAUGUUCUUCGAGUCUGUUUGUGGUGAGGUUCAAAGGUUGAGGCUACUUGGUGACUACCAGCAUUCAACCCGCAUCGCUUUUGUGGAAUUUGUCAUGGCUGAAAGUGCGAUUGCAGCACUGAAUUGUAGUGGGGGGAUUUUGGGUUCAUUUCCUAUAAGGGUGAGCCCUUCAAAGACUCCUGUCCGACAGCGUGCAACUCGGAUAUCUUCCUCAUCAUCAUCAAUCCACUGACUGAUCCAAGAAGCCGUACACUCUGUUUUGGUUUUUUUUUUUUUUUUUCUGAACUAUAUAUAUUAUAUGUAAACUAGACAUAUAUAUAACCUUGUAUGAGUUCAUACUUUAUCAUCAUUUAAUUUUGCAAGUUUAAUUC
Molecule: messenger RNA, 1293 nt
Organism: Impatiens glandulifera
Lineage: Eukaryota; Viridiplantae; Streptophyta; Magnoliopsida; Ericales; Balsaminaceae
Product: polyadenylate-binding protein-interacting protein 11-like
Exons: 9
Coding region: 141-1154 (337 amino acids)
Molecular function (GO): RNA binding
Source: RefSeq, a predicted model, not a curated record